Messenger RNA from Bipolaris oryzae ATCC 44560, 1044 nucleotides. RefSeq lists its product as uncharacterized. The transcript is spliced from 2 exons. Lineage: Eukaryota; Fungi; Ascomycota; Dothideomycetes; Pleosporales; Pleosporaceae. The coding region runs from base 1 to 1044 and encodes 347 amino acids. Gene Ontology annotation, molecular function: dioxygenase activity. The record is from RefSeq and is a predicted model, not a curated record.
AUGUCGCCCUAUGAUUUCGCCCCAGAUAUCAUCAAUGGCUGGGACAAGAUUCCCCCCUUUCCCACUGAUGUGGAAGUUGUGGAUUUCGAGCCGAUAUCACUCAAGAAGCUCAUUGUUCGAGACGCAGCUGAAAUCACGAAAGUGAUUGAUGCAUGCAAAACCCUUGGCUUUAUUCGUCUUGAUCUCUCUGAUACUGAAGAUGGCAUGAGUAUGCUAGCUGCUGCAAAUGAGAUGUUUCUCCUUGCUCAGCGGACUUUUGCUCUACCAGAAGAAACGCUUCUAGAAGAUGAUGUUUUCUCUAAUGGUAACUCUCUACUUGGGGACAACAAUCAACAGUACUACAUCGGUUGUGGUGAUCUCGAGGGCUUUGGUCGCUCCAAGGCUAAAUACAACGAUGUCCUUCGAGCUGCUUACCCGGAGAUGAGGAACUUUUCCUCUCUCGGCAAGUUCAUCACCAACGAACUAUUAGACAUUCUUUCCACCGACAUGAAUCUCGAACCCACCGACCCCAACUAUCUCCCUAAGCUCCAUAGUCACAGCAAUAAUUCUGGCACCCAUGUGCGCCUGUUGAAGUGCCCCGCAUCGGCUGGAGAAAACGCCAACCUCCAGGCUCAUACCGAUUGGGGUACACUUACUGUCCUUUUCAAUGCUAUUGGAGGGCUCCAGCUCUAUCUUUCAGACAAUGUUGUCCCUGGACAGAGAGCUGGGUGGAAGUGGGUAAAGCCAGUGGCUAAGAGCUGCCUCGUCAACCUGGGCGAUGCUAUGGUUAAGUGGUCCGCUGGCGAGUUCAAGAGCAACAUCCACCGAGUCUUGACUCCGCCUGGUGAGCAACAUGCUUUUGUUAGAUAUAGCUUGGCAUACUUUGUACGUCCGAAUAAUGAUGUACCACUGAAACCUAUUGGCAAGUUUGAAGAGGUGGCACCGACUUUCCAGGAGUGGGCACUACGAAGGGCUAUGGCUGGCAACGCGGAUACAUUCAAGGAUGGAGACUGGGAGAAGGGUUCAGGAACGGAGAUUGUUAUGAGCGCGGCAGCGCGGGGGUAG